Molecule: messenger RNA, 2144 nt
Organism: Phoenix dactylifera (date palm)
Lineage: Eukaryota; Viridiplantae; Streptophyta; Magnoliopsida; Arecales; Arecaceae
Source: RefSeq, a predicted model, not a curated record
AAAGAAAAAAAAAUAGGGGACCCAUCGGAAAACUUCUUCGGUGCUGCUUGACCUUUUCCUCCUCUUUCACCCAUGUCCGCUGUUGCCUUUUAUUUUUUUUAAGAAAAAAUAAUAAAAUAGCCUGAAUUUCCACGAGCUCUACCCCUCAAAUCAUCAGAAUACUCCGCCUAUCGCGUCGAUCUUUCUUCCUCUCUUUUGGUCGAUCCCGCGAUCGAUUCGAGACGAGAAGAAAAGAAAGAUGCUGGAUCUAACUGGGUCGGGACCUUAUAUAUUCUGCAUUGGUUGCUCAUGUACAAGUAGUUAGCUUCGGAUAAUGGAAUGAACUCUAGAAGGUUGAGUGCUCCUGAUUUUUGAUUAGGUGACCUUUUGUUAUACAUGGAGGACCUCCCUGUGGAAGUCAUUGGCAAUAUUCUUUCCCAUCUUGGAACUGCACGGAAUGUUGUUGUUGCCUCUGCAACUUGCCGGAAAUGGAGAGAAGCCUGUAGGAAACACCUCCAUACCUUGUCUUUCAACUCUGAUGAUUGGCCUCAUGAUUUCACCACUAGGCAGUUGGAGAUUCUCAUAACACAGACUAUAUUUCAAACUGUGGGUUUGCAGUGCCUUUCAGUCCAUAUGGACAGUGUCCAUGAAUUCUCGGCUGCUCCUGUGAUCGCUUGGCUUAUGUAUACUAGAGAAACCUUAAGGAGUCUAUCAUAUAACGUUCGUACAACUCCAAAUGUAAACAUUCUGGAGAUUUGUGGUCGGCAGAAGCUAGAGAUGUUGGAUCUGGACCAGAAUGCUAUUACUGGGGUUGAACCAAGUUACCAGAGAUUUACUUGUCUCAAAUCCCUUUCUUUGAGACAUGUUAGUAUCUCAGCCUUGGAUCUAAGCCUACUGCUUGCUGCCUGCCCGAAAAUAGAAUCUUUAACACUUGAUACACUAGAGAUUGUAAUGUCAGAUUCACAAUCUACAAUGGAACUGAGCAGUCAAACACUUAAGAAUAUUUAUGCAAAAUCCAUAGGCGUGGAUAAGAUAGUACUGGAAGCAGAUAAUCUUGAAAGCUUGCACUUAAAUGCAUUAAACCUCGAUCUUUUUGAGCUGAUUGGAAAGGGUACCCUAAAACAGCUCAAGAUUGAUGAUGUCAGUGUGACUCAUUUGGACAUUGGCGAGAAUACAGAUCUCCUGGAGGUCGUAGAUGUCAGCAAUUUUACAAUUGUGUGGCCUAAAUUCUACCAUAUGAUAUCAAGAUCAUCUAAACUGAGAAGACUCCGGCUUUGGGGUGUGGUGUUUGAUGAUGAGGAUGAGAUUGUUGAUUCAGAAACUAUUGCUGUUUCAUUUCCACAGCUCAGACAUCUUUCAUUAAGUUAUGAAUUAAGGGAUGGACUGCUCAAUCAUGGUCUGCAAGGCUCGUCACCAUUAGAGAAUGUGUCAAUAUUGGAAUUGGGAUGGACGGUAAUAAGCGAGCACUUUGGACAUUGGGUUUUUGGGAUGAUUGAAAGAUGCCCAAACCUUAAGAAGUUAGUCAUCCAUGGUAUUCUUUCUGAGGCCAAAACUCGUGAAGAAUGCCAGACGUUGGCUAGUUUUACCUCAUUCAUCGUUCAUCUCAUGAGGAAAUAUGUACAUGUUGAUGUGCAGUUUGAAUAUGAAUGAGAUCCAUAAGUGAUUUGAUCAGAGUUCACGUCAUAAUUUCUCUCAGCCUGUGGAACCACUACAUGAACUGCAGAUGUGCUAUAUUAUCAUAGGGCGACAGACAUAUUUCCUAAUGCUGUCAGCACUGAUAUUGUUCUCUCCAAUGCAGUGCAUCUAUGGUGGGAGAAAAAUAGCAGCCAUACAGUUGGCUGAAGAAUUCUAUAUUGUUUACAUAAGCUUAAGCACGAUGAAGGAAGAAUACUAACCGGAUCAUUUUCUUACAUGGGAUGCUUGGAUUGCCUGCUACUACUAGAGUGUCCAGUAUUGUUACAUUCAUCGUUAAUUCUCUUGGAGACAUCAGAAGAUAUGAUACAGAAACUGCCCCUAAUUUCACAGGAAUUUGCUUUCUCCAUUGCCACAUCAGUUUUAGUUUGUCGCCGAUGUAUUUAGCAUGAACUAUUGGGGGAAGGCGUGCUGCUUAUCAUCUUGGGUUAUUGAAGAUGCAACUAAGGAGAGAGAGCACUUGAUUCGAUAAA